Apis cerana (Asiatic honeybee) is the source of this 6313-nucleotide messenger RNA. RefSeq names its product Protein transport protein Sec24AB (gene Sec24AB). Gene Ontology annotation, cellular component: COPII vesicle coat; endoplasmic reticulum exit site. The record is from RefSeq and is a predicted model, not a curated record. Lineage: Eukaryota; Metazoa; Arthropoda; Insecta; Hymenoptera; Apidae. Gene Ontology annotation, biological process: COPII-coated vesicle cargo loading; endoplasmic reticulum to Golgi vesicle-mediated transport; intracellular protein transport. Gene Ontology annotation, molecular function: SNARE binding; zinc ion binding.
CAAUCUGAGCUGCCACGUAAUGUUGUGUGUCGCGUCGAUGAAGUACAACAUUUUCGAGGAUAAUAAACUACGAAUUAUUCUGUAAAAAGUGUAAUGUACAUUUCAUUGUGCAGAAUCGAGUAAAGUUUUUAUCAUAUAUUCUGUGUUAAUCUUUUCCAAAAGUAUCUAAGUCAGUUAUCAAAUCCAAUGAGUAUGCCACCAGAUUCUAUGAAUAAACGAUAUUCAGAAUCAUAUUCUGAUCAAAUGAAUCACAUAAACAAUCAAAUGAAUAUGAUGUCUACAACACAACUUGGUUAUAAUAAACUAUGGUAUCCAAGUCAACCAUCAAAUCCAAUGAGUAUGCCACCAGAUUCAGUGAAUAAACGUUAUACAGAAUCAUAUUCUGAUCAAAUAAAUCAUGUAAAUAAUCAAAUGAAUAUGAUGUCAGCACCACAAGUUGGAUGUAAUAAAUUAUGGUAUCCAAAUCAGCCACUAAAUUCAAUGAAUAUGCCACCAGAUUCAUUGAAUAAACGAUAUCCAGAAUCAUAUCCUGAUCAAAUAAAUCACUUAAAUAAUCAAAUGAAUAUGAUGUCUGUUACUCAACUUGGCUAUAAUAAAUUGUGGGGAAUGGAGACUAUUGAUCUUUUACAAUGUCGAAAUGUUCUACCUAUAGAAAAAGUAGAGUCACCAAAAAUUAAACUCCAUCAAGAGUUUUUAGACAGUGUGAAUUGUAGUCCAGAUAUAUUCCGCUGCACACUUACAAAGAUUCCUGUAUCAAAUUCUUUGCUGCAGAAAUCUAGAUUGCCUUUAGGAGUUUUAAUACACCCUUUCAAAGAUUUAAAUCAUUUACCAGUAAUACAAUGUAGUACAAUAGUUCGUUGUCAUGCUUGCAGAACAUAUAUUAAUCCGUUUGUAUAUUUCAAUGAUUCAAAAAGAUGGAAAUGUAAUCUUUGUUAUAGAAUAAACGAAUUGCCAGAAGAAUUUCAAUUUGAUCCUGUAACAAAAUCAUAUGGAGAUCCAUCAAGAAGACCAGAAGUAAAAACUAGUACAAUUGAAUUUAUUGCAUCUAGUGAAUAUAUGCUACGUCCACCACAGCCAGCUGUGUAUUUGUUUGUUUUGGACGUUUCGAGAUUAGCAGUAGAAAGUGGUUACUUGAACACAGUCUGCAACGUAAUUUCAGAAGAAUUAUCAAGACUGCCAGGUGAUAGUAGAACACAAAUAGGAUUUUUAGCAGUAGAUUCUGCUAUACAUUUCUUUGGCAUACCUGACAAUGUAUCACAACCUCAGGAAAUGAUUAUGCUUGAUAUCGAUGAUGUAUUUCUUCCAUGUCCGGAGAAUUUAAUUGUCAACUUGAAAGAACGAGAAGAAUUAGUAAGAGAUUUAUUGACUCAGUUACCCAUAAAAUUUCAAGGAACUCAUGAUACAAAUAGUGCAUUGGGUGCAGCCCUGCAAGCUGCAUAUAAACUUAUGUCACCAACUGGUGGACGUGUAACCGUCUUCCAAACUUGCUUACCAAAUCUAGGACCAGGUUUAUUGCAAGCAAGAGAAGAUCCAAAUAAUAGAGCAAGUAAAGAUGUGCCGCAUUUAAAUCCAGUAACAGAUUUUUACAAAAGAUUAGCACUAGAUUGCAGUGGACAACAAAUUGCAGUCGAUUUAUUUUUGUUAAAUUGUCAAUAUUGUGAUCUAUCUACUAUUUCGAGUAUGUGUAAAUUUUCUGGAGGUUGUAUAUAUCAUCUUCCAUUAUUCCGUGCUUCGAAACCACAGCAUGUGGAGACACUUGACAGAAUAUUGAGGCGUUAUCUUACUAGAAAAAUCGGUUUCGAAGCAGUGAUGAGAAUACGAUGCACACGAGGAUUGAGUAUUCAUACUUUUCACGGAAAUUUCUUUGUGCGAUCAACUGAUCUUCUUAGUUUGCCUAAUGUUAAUCCAGAUGCUGGUUUUGGAAUGCAAAUCUCCAUAGAAGAGAAUCUUUCAGAUGUACAAAAUGUUUGUUUUCAGGCAGCUUUACUUUACACAUCAAGUAAAGGUGAAAGAAGAAUUAGAGUACACACAUUGUGCCUACCAGUAGUAUCUACUUUAUCUGAUGUUCUUCAUUCUGCUGAUCAACAAUGCAUAGUAGGCCUACUUUCUAAAAUGGCUGUAGAUAGAUCUCAGCAAUCCUCUAUAUCUGAUGCAAGAGAUGCUCUAAUAAAUGUGGCCAUAGAUGUUUUAUCAGCCUAUAAAUUGUCUCAAUCAGCUGCUUCUGGUGGACUUCUUGCUCCAGCAAGUUUAAAGCUAUUACCCCUUUAUAUUAUUGCUCUACUCAAAUGUAUUGCUUUCAGAUCAGGAACAAACACAAGACUUGAUGAUCGAGUGUUUGCUAUGUGUCAGUUAAAAACUAUACCGUUGUUUCAAUUAAUCCAAAUGAUUUAUCCAGAUCUUUAUCCUAUUCAUGCGCUUGAAGAUCGAAAUGCGAAAGAUAUCGAUGGUAAAUUAUGUCCACAACCACCUAGAUUACAUCUUUCUGCUGAGAAACUUGACUCUAGGGGUGCUUUUCUAAUGGAUACUGGAGAUCAGAUAUUUAUUUUAAUCGGCAAAAAUAUACAUCCUUCGUUUUGUUGUAAUGUGCUUGGAGUUUCUGCUUUUCCAUCAAUACCAGAAGAAUUUUAUGAAUUACCAGAAAUUGAAACAACAGAAAGCGAAAGGUUACGAAACUUUGUAUUUAGUUUACAAGAAGAGAAACCCUAUCCAGCUUCUAUACAAAUUAUUCGGGAUGACAGUCAUUUUAGGACACUUUUUGUUGAGCGAUUAAUUGAAGAUCGUUUUGAGAAUUCUUUGAGUUAUUAUGAAUUUUUGCAACAUCUUAAGACUCAAGUGAAAUAAUAAUAGAAGAAAUUAUUUUGGGAUUAAUAAAUACGGAAAGUAUAUAACAAACAAAUCUUAACAUGCAAAAGUCAUUGUUACAGUGAAAGUGUUUAGCAAUUGUGAACUGUGUUCAAAAAAUACGAACUUUUUGAAAACAAUUGUUUAAUCAAUUAAUUAGAAUGAAAUAUUUAGAGAUAUAAAAAAAUCAUAUAUAUAUAUAUAUGUAUGUAUGUACAUGUUUAUAUAUAUAUAUAUAUAUAUAUAUAUAUAUACAUACAUAUAUGUAUAAUAUAUACAAUACAUACACAUUUUUGUGUAUACGUACAGAUAUAUGUAUGUAUAUUGAAAAUUACCCGCGCGCGCGCGCGCGUUUUGUAGGAAUGAAUGUUAUUUUUAUUUUAAGAAACAUUGAAGCAUUUAAAUGAAAUUCAACUGUAAUUAUUAUUUUAUUAUCACUAUAAUAAUAAUAUAAUAAUUGUUAUUAUGCUUUUUUCUUGUAAUCUUUUUGAGCUAGUUAAAUGAAUUUAAAUUGUGUUUUUAUAUUUUUUUUGUUGCUAGAAUUUGUAAUUAUUUGAUUUUGUUAUAUCUUUCUCUUUGAAAAACUGCCAGAAUUUUUUAAUUUUGAAUCCACUUUUCAGAUAUUUUGCUUUAUAUAAUACAUAUCUGAAAUGUAAUAGUUUGAAAAUGAUCAUCUCAUAAAUAACUAGCUACAAAAAGUUUCCUUUUUGGUCAAAAUUAUUUUGUAAAUAAUUGUUAUAUAUUUUACGUAUACUGGAACAAAAAUUUUAUAAUAAAUUAUGAAUUAUGAUUUAUCUUUAAAUUGCGUAACAUACCUAAUUUUUAUAUUAUAUAUACAUUUAUAUAUAUAUAUAAUACACAGUAUUUAAAUUAACUGGAAAAUAUGAAAUAUUUUAUAAAGGAUAAUAUAAAAUGACACAUAUUCUUACAAAAAUGUUUGUUAUAAAGAGAUACAUUGCAUAGAAUUAAUAAUUUUUCUGCAUAGACACAAAAGUCUUAUAAAGAUCAAUUUUAUCUUUUUAAAUAUAAUUAUAUAAUUUUCAAUGCAUUAUUCAAUAUAAAUUGUACAAAAAAAAUUUGUUUUUAUAAAAAACAAGAUAAUACAAAACAAAUAGAGAUUACUAUUACUUCCCAUGAUUCUAUAAUAAAUUUUAUAAAUUUCAAUAAAUUAUAAAUUUGUAUUAAUAAUUUUUGAAAUAAAGAAACUAUAACGAUUAAUGUAUUAAAUAUUAUAUAAUUUUAUUUAAAGUAAUAAAAUUCAUUUUCAUGUAAUUUCUAUACAUCUAGAAAAAUUAUUGAUAUCACAUUACAUAUUUUUUUGUGCUAAGCAAAAUUUAAAAGAUAUUUCAUUUUUUCAGUUAAACGAAAUUGAUUCGCGCGCGCGCGCGCAUACACACAUACACACACACACACACGACGAUUUCAUAAGGUAUGGUAUAUUCAAGAAAGAAGAAAUUCAUAUUGCAGAAAUAAAAUGAGUUUUACUAUUAAUAUUUUUUUAAAUUUACUCUUAUUUUUUAAUAUAGUAAUAAUAUAUUUAUAAUAUUUUAUUUCUUUAUUAUAUUUGUUUUUAAAUAUAAAGAUUGUUUUUAAUAACAUUUCAUAUUAAUAAUUAUAUUUUUUUUCUAUUAAUUUUUUCGAAUGAUUAUUUCAUUUAUACACAUUUUUUCAUCUAUACACAUAUAAGUAAAAAUUUUAAGUAGUUAUAUGACAAGUAUAUAAUUAUUAUUAAAAGAAAUGAUAUAUUCAAUAAUAAUUACAAUAAAAAAUUUUUUAAAAUAUCAUGUUAUUUUCAUGUAAAAAUUUUAUAUAUUUGGAAUAUACCAUCCUUUAUGAAUAUAUAUAUAAUAUAUGAAUAUAUUAUAUAAUAUAUAUGUGUGUGUAUAUAUAUAUAUAUAUACACACACAGAAUGUCUCACUAAAUAUGAUAUAUGAAAUUACAACUUUGUUUUAUCAUAAAAAGAAUUAUAUAUUGAUAUUAAUGCAAUUUUUAUGCAAAUUAUGCAAAUUAAUUUUCUUUUCAACUAAUAUGAACAUUCAUAUUUAUAACAAUAGAUUUACCUAAUAUUUACUUUUUACUUAAUUUUUUAUCGGUGAAUAACAAUGAAUUUGUUAAAUUUUUUUUUUAAUUUAAAAAAUACAUAUUUUAUAUGAAAAAAAUAAUUAUUUAAACCUUAUUUAAAUUUAUAUUUUGAUAAAUCUUUAAAUGUGAAUUAAAAAAUUAUUUAAUUAAAAUGCAUAAUUAGAUAAAAAUAAUACUAAUACCAAAUUUUAAUAAUAAUAGAAAUUUUACUUCUACCAUUUAUGAUUUAUAGAACAUGUAAAUUAUGAUUUAAUAAUUAUUACUAAAAGAUUUUCGAUGUUAUUAUAUAUUAUAUAAUAUUAUAUAAAUUAAUAAAAGAAUGAACGUAUAUUUAAUGAGACAUACUAUGUGGAUAUAUACUUGUGUAACAUAUGUUUAUAUAUGUAUUAAGUUUAUCCUUAAUUACAAGUUAAUGAUUUUUGUUAAUGAUUUUUCAUUUACAAGAAAAUUAAUUUUUUUUAUGAAUUCUAUUGUUUAAAUUAAAUUCUAAUAAAUUCAUUAUGAUUUCUAGAAAUAUAGAAACAGAAUCUACAUAAAUUAGAGAUUAAAAUUCUUAUAAUAUUCAGAAUAUUUAUUAUAAUUCGUAUUCUAAAAUAUUUUAUUUCUAAAAUAUUUUAUUCGAAUCCAAAUAUGAAUUUGGCUACUCGAGUAAAGUAUUUAUUAUAUAGAUAUCCAAAUAUUAAAAUAAGUAAAAUAUAUUAAUAAAUAUAUUGUUUUUUAUAUUUUUUUUAAUUUGAAUUCAUUAUUUAAUUUAUUCUUUCUGAUCCGAAUUCAAAUAUAUAAUAUAUAUAAGAAAUACUUGGCAAAUAUUAAAUUGAAAUACUCGGAUUUCGAAAUCAAAUUUGAGUUAUAAUCAAUUUGAUUACUCGAAUAAUAAGAAUUCAAUAUAUAUUUAGAUUCUUGGAUUUAUGUUAAUUGAAUAAAUACCUUAUUAUUUGGAUGAUAUUAUAUUAGAAAUUUUAUUAUAUUUAUUAUAUUUAUUUAAAUUAAAUAUUUGAGAUAGAGCAUUAUAUUUGAUUAAGUACUCAAAAUUAUAAAGUAUACAAAAUUCUAUAUAGAUUUCUAUAGAUAAUAAUAGCAGCAAGAAUUCUGAUAUGGAUAUAUAAUGUAUAAAACAAAUGAAAUUUUGAAUGAGUUUAUACAUAUACACAAUAUCACAAGAAAAAUAAUUCAACAUGCAACAUAUAAAUUUAUAUUUAAUUAUUAUAUUUAAUAUCACUUCAAUUCUUAUAUAUUACUAUAAUUGAUAUCUAGUUUCUCGAUAGAUUAUAAAUAUAAAUAAUAUAUGAGAAAAUCACAAAAAGUAAUAGUGAUGAUUUUGAAUGGAAAUAAAAAUUGUUAUGUGUACAUAUUAUUAGAUUAUAUAAUAAUAAAAUUUUUGCAAUUCUA